Molecule: messenger RNA, 1500 nt
Organism: Lactuca virosa
Lineage: Eukaryota; Viridiplantae; Streptophyta; Magnoliopsida; Asterales; Asteraceae
Source: the annotation of a GenBank genome assembly
AUGCAAAAAUCUUUGUUCGUCAAAGGACACGAGUCAAAUCUCACCGCAGAACUUGGUGUGAACUGCAUAGAGUUAAUGCCAUGCCAUGAGUUCAAUAAGCUGGAGUACUUCAGCUACAAUCCUGUCUUGGGUGACUACAAGUUAAAUUAUUGGGGGUAUUCAACUAUCAAUUACUUCUCACCUAUGUUGAGAUAUGCAUCUGUUGGUGGUCGUAAUAGUGGCCUUGAAGCAAUAAAUGAGUUCAAACAACUUAUUAAAGAGGCACAUAAAUGUGGAAUCGAGGUGCUCAUGGAUGUGGUUUUCAAUCACACUGUUGAAGGGAAUGAAAAUGGUCCCAUUUUGUCUUUUCGGGGUGUUGAUAACAGUGUUUUUUAUAUGCUUGCACCUAAGGGAGAGUUCUACAACUAUUCAGGAUGUGGAAACACCUUCAACUGCAACCAUCUUAUUGUGCGCCAAUUCAUAGUAGAUUCCUUGAGAUAUUGGGUAACAGAGAUGCAUGUAGAUGGAUUUCGGUUUGAUCUUGCCUCUAUCAUGACAAGAGGCAGCAGCAAUUAUCCUUUCCAGCUUAUAGCUGAAGCAUGGGACUGUGGAGGCCUUUACCAAGUCGGUGUGUUUCCUCACUGGGGUAUUUGGUCAGAAUGGAAUGGAAAGUAUCGGGAUACAGUAAGGCAGUUCAUUAAGGGUACAGAUGGAUUUUCUGGUGCUUUUGAUGAAUGCCUUUGUGGGAGCCCAAAUCUAUACCAGGAAGGUGGUAGAAAACCAUGGAACAGUAUAAACUUCAUAUGUGCACAUGAUGGCUUUACACUAGCGGACUUAGUUAUGUACAAUGACAAACAUAAACUUGCAAAUGGUGAAGACAACAAAGAUGGAGAAAGUCACAAUAACAGCUGGAAUUGCGGGCAAGAGGGGGAUUUUGUAAGCAUAUCAGUGAAGAGUUUGAGGAAACGAAAAAUGAGAAACUUCUUCCUUUCUCUAAUGGUUUCACAACUGAAAGGCUACAGUGGCAUGGACAUGCCCCUGAAACACCAGAUUGGUCUGAAACAAGUAAAUUUGUGGCUUUCACCAUGGCCCGACCCUAUGCUUGUUCUGGAAUUCUCAAUGCAUGUUUUUGAAAGCUGUCCAAGUCAAACCAUUGACCUGUUUUUGACCCGAAACAUCCCUGCAGAUUUGGUCAAUUCUUAUUUAAAACAACAUGCUCCCAAAAUGCAGGCUAUGUAUUUGGAAUUGAUGCUUUCAAUGAAUGAAAAUGGGAUCUAUGGGAAUCUUCAAAAUGAAAUGGGUGUUCUAGAAGCAAUUUGUAUAAGUUGUGCAGGGUACCCUACCAACAAGGCUUUUGCUGAUUUUGUUAAGCAAUUUGGUCUUCUAGUUCCAGAAGUUUUAAGAACAAAUUCAAUCGUCGCCAUCGAUCCAAGUCGACCUCGAUCUAGAUCAAGGUCACCGUGGGUUGUUAGUUUUAUAGGAAUGUAUAACCCAUGUUGGCAAUGUAUUGUUUUUGUUUAA